This is a messenger RNA of Pezoporus occidentalis (night parrot), 4539 nucleotides long. It is a transcript of the gene MMS22L, whose product is annotated as MMS22 like, DNA repair protein. Bases 173 to 3916 code for a protein of 1247 amino acids. Gene Ontology annotation, cellular component: nuclear replication fork. NCBI's taxonomy places the organism in Eukaryota, Metazoa, Chordata, Aves, Psittaciformes, Psittacidae. The transcript has 25 exons. Gene Ontology annotation, biological process: double-strand break repair via homologous recombination; replication fork processing. The record is from RefSeq and is a predicted model, not a curated record.
UUCCUCUCCGGGGCGGAGGAAAGCCGAGUGGCGGGGGAAGGAAGAGCGGCAGGCGGCCAAUCGGCACGGCGGCGCUUGCGCAGUGCUGGGGUGACGGUGGCGCGCGGGACGUACGGAAAAGGAUCCGGGCGCGGAAGUGGAGGGCCGCCUGGCCAGCGCGCAGGUGGAUGCAAUGGACGAUGACUUCACGGCUUCUUCUACACCCCCAUUUCUCACUGAAAGCUUGGAGAUGGCAAUGGAAAUGGAGAAUGAGAACUCAAAGCCGCCUUGUUUUUCCUGUGCUUUUGACAACCAGAAUGGAGGGAGAAGCUUUUCUGCAGAGUCUUAUUUAGCAAGUGGGUCUCUUAAGAGGGUUUUGCUGAGACUAGAUCCUUCUCCAAAUGAUUAUGAAGAUGAUGUAGUAGAGUUGUUUGGCUUUCAGUGGGUUACUGAAAUGGCAUUAGUUGAAUCCUGUGGAUUUCUCUUUGGAUUACUUAGGCAACAGAUAUACACACUGGAAGACUUAGUACAAACGAGUUCUUCUGAUUUUGGUCGAGCUGCAAACUUGCACUCUGAAGCAGAGAGCAUCAGGCAUCGAUGUACUCAGUUUUUGAAUUAUGUGAAAGUUUUCAUCUUCAGGUAUCUGGAACCCCCUAAAGAGGAAAAGGAUGGAAUGCUCCAUCCAUAUGAAGAACUAGAAGCGCAGUUACCAUCAACACUGGUGGAGGAGCUUCAUGCUUUGAUCAUGCACAUUGGUCACCUUUGUGAACUCCCUAGUAGUGUCUUGGCAGCAUUUACUAUUCAACAUCAGGCAAAGCUCUUUCCCCCAUCGUGGCAUUUACUACAUCUCUACUUGGAUAUUUAUUGGAUACUAUUGGAAGUUCUUCAUGUACUAGAUGAAAAAAUGAUGAGACAAGUUGUAUAUGCUAACAAUUUCAUAAAUGUGACGGGGGAGAAUUUAACCAGUAUCAGUUUAUUUGAAACACACUGUGGAAAUCUCAUAUCUGAUCUAAUCAGCUUGUCCAUCAACAAGUAUAUGAAGGUGAGACCUUCUGAGGCUCUAAUUAGUCACCAUUAUCCCUGUACCUGCAUUAAAGAAUUAUGGGUUCUACUUAUUCAGCUGCUGGACCAUAGAAAUAGAGGGUCUCACACAGAGAGUUUCUGGAGCUUGGUGAACAGAACUCUAAAGAAUAUCUUUGAAAGGCCGAGUAGUUCUGAAAGCAUGUCUGGUUUUGAAAUGGUUCAGUGUAAAGACCCACUGAGUUUUAGCUGGUGGAUUAUUAGUCAUCUGGCCUCACUCUACCAGUUUGACCGUAAUGGAAACCUAGAUGAAAAGAAACAGAAGGAAUCCAACUGGAAAUUUGUGGAAGAACUCCUUAAAAAAUCCACUGAUGCUCAAACUGGUGUGUUAGAGGAACACUUAAGAAUGCAUCUUCAGUGCUGUUUAACUUUGUGUAGUUCCUGGGACUUGAACCUCUCUAUUGUCACCAUACUCUGGGAUUAUUACAGCAAGAACCUGAACAGUUGCUUUACUGUUCCUUGGCUUGGUCUGAAGGGUCUGGCAAGCGUUAGUAAAACUUCUUUAUUAAUGUUUGAGUUGGCGAAAAGCUGCUGUUGUAAACAGCAGGUCCACACCCUGUACAUGUCCAGCAACAGUUACUUCAUUUUUCUCUGUAUUUUGGCACGGAUGAUGAAGGAAGCAGAGAACAAUGGCAUGCAUCCUUGGAAACAAAUUAAAGGACGGAUUUAUUCCAAGUUCCAUCGGAGAAGAAUGCAGGAGCUGACAGAAGUGGGGCUGCAGAACUUCUUUAACCUGUUCCUCAUGCUGGCAAUUGUUGCAGAAACAGAGGAUAUAGUGAGUCGAGUGUUGGAUCUUUUGGAUUUCCUGACUCCAUCCUCCCUCACUGUGUCUCAAAGAGCUCUCAUCUGGAGAGGUCAUUUUGCUUUCAUUUUGAUUUAUGUUGAGAAGAACAUGGACAUUAGUGUUCUAGCUGAGAAGCUCUCAAAUGCUUUCCGUGAGAAGGCAAAGGAGUUCUUAGUAACCAAAAAUGACUACACACAGAAACAAAAUCUCUGGACUGUACUUUCUACCUAUGUCGAUGGUGUGCAAGAAGUGUUUGAGACCAGCUGCUACUUAAGCCUUUCUGAGGAAAAGUUGUUAAAUGAUGGCUUUACUAUGCUGCUGCCUGCUUGUCGAGGAGCUGAACUGAGUAUGGUCCUAAAUUUUCUUCAGGUUGUUCUAGACAGACUUCGGAGUGUGCACAAACGUGUAAGCCAGGGACUUCAACUAGGGACUACGGCUGCAGACGCACAGCUUCCAUUAGUGGCUAAAGAGCACCACCUUGCUGUCGCCAGUGCUCUCUGGAGAAAUUUCUUUCCCUACUUGAAGAGCCAGAGAAUGUCACAGAUGCCACCUUCCCCACAGCUUGCUGAUACAGCUGCAGGUUUUACUCUCUUAGCUUUGGAUAUACCCAGCAAAGCCCUAUCAGAUCUCCAGCCGCAGCCCGUUCUAUCAAUGAUGCAGCUGUUUGGAUGGGAUGACAUGGUGUGGCCUCAGCUGGUGUCAAGAUAUCUAAGUCACCUAAUUCAAAACAGUGCACUGUGUGAAGCUUUUUCUAGUAUGGGAUAUACAUCCUAUGAAGCUUUGACAGUACGUUCUUGGUUUCGAUGCGUUUUGCAAAUGUUCAUAGAUCAACCAAGUGGUAUGCUGGCCAAGACAGAUGCUGAGCGAACAGUUGGGAAAGCCUAUACGGAGCAGCUGACUGAAAUGACAAGACUGAUCUCCAAGCUCUCAGAAGUACAAAACAUUCUUUCAAAGGGUCAUGUAGAAGAGUCAGUUUUCAAGCAAGACCCUAAAAAUGCUCUUGUACAAUUCAUUAAGGCUGUUGGUAGAACUUACAGCAGCCUUCAGACACUCCCUGAGAAAUCUGCCAUGGUAGCAAAGACUCUGGAGUAUUUAGGUGAUGUAUUAAAGAAUGUAAAACCUUACCUGAAAGUAAAAGGACCUCCGGAAGGUCUGCAGCUUACAUAUUGGAUCGUAGGUUGUCUGGUAAAGUUCUGGGCACCAAUACUGGCUACUUCCAAAGCGCAGCAACUCUUGUUCCGCAUUGUGGAUUGCUUACUGCUGCCACACUCUGUGCUCCAGCAGGACAAAGAGCUGCCUGUGGCUUUGCUGUCUUCCAUUCAGGAAAGCCUACCUCUUUAUCUUCAGGGUCUGUCUUUUAUAUGCUGCCAGUCCCAAACACAGGGUGCCUAUUUAAAUCAACUGCUUGGGAGCAUUAUUCAGCAUUAUUUUGGACGAUUUCUCCCUUCCUCUCCGUCUGUGUUUGGAGCCAACCAGCAUCCAAUGCUGACUGCUUUAUGCAGUUCCCUUACAGCUGCCCAGAUGCUCCGUCUACGGAAGACCACUCUGCAUGUCAUAAAUGAAAACUGCUUGCAGUUCAAAGGCAACGCUCCACCUCCACGCUUGGCCUCAGUUCUUGCUUUCAUUCUUGAUGUACUUAAGAGAACCCAGAGCAUUGAGCUAUGUGACAUUGACUUAGUUCUCCCGGCUGUGUUGAAAUGCUUGGUGCUGGUUAAUGAGCUACAAGUUAAAAAACUAUCUACUGACAUUGUACAGUACAUGGUAGAAGGCUGCCAAGCAGGGUCAGGAGGAGAGCAUGCCACCCAGCUGACUUCUGUAUUUAGGCAGUUUAUCCAGGACUAUACUGCUGUGUAUGAUCACCGGGUUUUCAGCAUACUAGAAACAGUGGCAGUCUUGGAUCAGACAUUAGUUACCAGCCUGACUCCCACAAUCACACAGUCUCUGAAGGAUUCAGAGCACAAACAAGGUCUUGGAAGAAAUACUGCACAGAGAGAAGCCUAUAAGAGACUCUUAUCUUACCUCACAGAGGCUGGACAAAAUGAGAUACAAAAACUAGAUGAUGAUACAAGUUAGCAGUGUGCUGGUGACUAAUCCUUUCCUCUUCAACGUUCUGACGCUGUCAAUACCUAAAACUACACUCUAUGACACACUAGCCAAGUCCUUUAUCGUUACAAUGGCAACAUAUUUAUCAAUUCUGUUGGUUUUCCCUCCCAGGUUAUGUAUUAAUUUUCAUAAUUUUAGUGUUAUUUGAAUGUUGUCAUGCAUCUGAAGAGGAACUCUCAAUAUACUAUUGAGUGGUAAUUGAAAGAUACAGGAAAUUUAUUACAUGUUAAAAUGUCUAUAUAAGCAGAGCCUGUAUUGCAACACAUGAGAAUCAAAGUAUUUUCACAACUCAAUUCACAUUGAGUGUGACCUGACCCUCUUGAAACUGUACUUUUGAAAAUCUGAUUCAGUAUGUUCUUAAAGAAAUCAUAAAUUUGUAAUUUCUAAUUUAUUAUUUUAGUAGAAUGAGAAACAACAGUGGUCUCUAGUACUGAACUUGUGGAAUGCAGUACAUUCACCUGGAGUUGCACCAGUAUGAUAGAGCUGUUGUUUGUUAAGAGAAGGCUUGUGUAUAUGUUGCACAAAAUGUAUAUAGCUGUCUUAUGCUUCCACCUGUAUUAAAACAUUAAAGUCUUUCAGAUUCCAGUGUAAAA